Messenger RNA from Athene cunicularia (burrowing owl), 1463 nucleotides. RefSeq names its product microseminoprotein, prostate associated (gene MSMP). Lineage: Eukaryota; Metazoa; Chordata; Aves; Strigiformes; Strigidae. The coding region runs from base 301 to 645 and encodes 114 amino acids. The record is from RefSeq and is a predicted model, not a curated record. The transcript is spliced from 3 exons.
CAGGCAGGGGGUCCUUGUCCCCUCCUGGGUUUUGGGGCAGGCGCCCAGAGCAGAGCAGGGCUGCGGGCAUGGCACCCCAGGGUGCCCCGGCAUGUGUCCCUCCGCAGCCAGGGCUGCAGGCAAUCAUGGCUGCUCUUGCUGCAGGUGUCCCCACCAUGAGUGACUUGUCCUUCCCGUCGCAGGGUCGUGGAGCUUGUCUGACCCAGCCAGGCACACCCGAGCUGGGGGGAUUGGGUUGCCAGCUAUAAAUACCCUGUCCUGGUUGCGGCAUGGAGCCAUCAGCAGUGCCUGAGCUGGAGGAUGGUGCUGCUGCAGGACAGUGAAAUCCAACCGGCAACGAGUAUAGCUCCCUGCGAGUACGAGGGAAAGCAGUUCUCCCUCGGGGAGUCAUGGCUGAGCGCCAACUGCCUGCUCUGCACCUGCCUGCACCCCAUUGGCGUGGGCUGCUGUGAGACCACCCAGCACCCCAUCGACUUCCCUGACUGGUGUGAGGCCCACUACGACUUGCAGACCUGCCAGAUCUCAGUGGUGCAGAAGGCCAACCCCAGCCUGCCCUGCGUGAAGAGCAUGGAGCAUGAGUGGGGCUCGGCUGGCACCCCUGAGCCGCUGAGCAACAAGGUGCUGGGUGCAGGGCUGAGCAGAUAAAGGCUUGGCAGCACCCUGUGCUCCCCAGCAUCAUCCUCCCUCCUCCAGAGCACACCUCCCGCAUGCUCCAGACCUGCCCCAGCCCAUAGAGAUGUCACUGCCGCCACCUUCGAGGGAAACCACUAUCCACACCAAUGUGUUCAUAUUUACACCGUAGCGCUGCCACGGUACAUAUGGCUUUGCUUCUGCCUUCAGCUUCCUGAAUUGAACGGGGGGCCCCUCCCUGAGAGAUGUCCUGCACACAGUGGGCAUGCAGAUCCUCUGGGAUCUCCUCCCAGGUGGGUAGGAAGCCUCCAGCUACUAAAGAAAGGGCUACGGAGGAAUCAUCUGCAUCACUACAGUCUUGUAGUCCUGCAUCCAGCCCCAAGCUAAGCAGCUCCUCCUUCCCUCCCAGACCCCUGUCCCCCUGCAUGGCAGCCCCUGGGAGCUCGCUGGGGAUCACCGUGGCCCUUCCUGCAGGAGCCAGGUGCCGCAGCCAGCCUCUUCUCUGCCCCGGAGCACAAGGGGCACAACACACCUUUGGAACCACUAAUGCCCCUGUUCCUGCAGCUCCCAGUGCCAGAGUGGGUCCCUGGCACUGCAAGCCAGCCCUGGGCAACACUGCAACGGAGCCAGCCUGGGGUGGGCAGCAGAGCAGGGGGAACCACUAGAGAUGUCCCCAGGGGAGGUCCCCCCCCGGCCCCAAGCUGCAGGGGAGUAGGGCAGGGAGCUGGGCAUCCUACAUGGGUUCAGGGAGCUGAAGCGAUCCGCAUGUGCCAGGGCGGAGCUGGCUGCCCUGGCAGCCUGCCCCAGCUGGUGCCAUGCCUGUGCUGUGCAGA